AUGUCUGAUUCCCAGAACCACGCUAUCGUCUUCGGCGCGACAGGCCUCAUCGGCUGGGCCGCCGUCAAUCAAAUUCUCUCAAACUACCCUGCAGCGGGCACCUUUGCGAGUGUCACAGCAGUGAGCAACCGCCCUGUUGAUGCGGAUCGAACGUUCUGGCCUAAAGAGUCAGACCCGAAACCGAAUCUCCAACUUGUGUCGGGCAUUGAUUUGAAGAGUGGUGGUUUAGAGGCACACUUAAAAGAGAAGGUGGCCGGGAUUGACAGGGUCACGCACGUCUUUUACUUUGUGUUUGCGCCUCAUGAUGUGAACCACGAAGAAGAAUGCAAGAUCAAUUGCAACAUGAUGCGCAAUCUCGCAUCCGCACUCAACACCCUCUCUGUCAACUUGAAGUCGUUUGUGUACUCGGGCGGCACAAGGGGCUACGGGAUCUACAUCCCCGAUGGGAUGUUCACGCCUCCUCUCCAAGAAUCUAUGGCCGAUACUAUACCCGCCGACUACGCAAAGACUGUCGCCUACCCUUGGUUCCGCAAGAUCCUCACCGAAGCGUCAGCCGGUCGCGAUUGGACAUGGACAGAGGUUUGUCCCGAUGUCGUCGUGGGAUUUAGUCCUAUCGGGUCGAACUAUUCGCUCGCGCUGCAUUGGGCACAGUAUCUUUCUUUGUAUGCGAAGAACAACGGGUCAAACUCAGAGGUUGCAUUCCCCGGGAACGACGGAGCCUACAAUGCGCGGUUCACGUCUGUCUCGUCAGGUAUUCUCGGCCGUAUCGCAAUCCACGCAGCGCUCAAUCCAUCAAUGUGCGGAGGAAAGAUAGUCAAUAUGCUCGAUCGCGCAGAACCGACAACUUUCGCUAAAGCGUGGCCGCGUAUCGCGUCGUUUUUCGGGCUCGUUGGCGUCGCACCACGAGAAAGUGACGAGGACCGACCGAGUGAGUAUAUCGAAACUCAUAAAGAUCUUCUAGGAGAGUAUGGUAGAAAGGCAGGUGUCGGCGCGGGCAGGAAACAACUCGAUAGUGCGGGUUGGUGGUUGACCUUCGAUCGUCAAUUGAGCGCGGAGAGGUUGCGAGGCGUUGGCUUCACCGAAGAACAAGAUCCAUCAGAAGGUUGGCUUGAAGCAUUCUCGAAACUUCGCGAUGCAGGAAUUAUUUUGUAG
Molecule: messenger RNA, 1152 nt
Organism: Fusarium coffeatum
Lineage: Eukaryota; Fungi; Ascomycota; Sordariomycetes; Hypocreales; Nectriaceae
Exons: 3
Coding region: 1-1152 (383 amino acids)
Source: RefSeq, a predicted model, not a curated record